This is a messenger RNA of Myzus persicae (green peach aphid), 2735 nucleotides long. RefSeq lists its product as uncharacterized. The transcript has 5 exons. Lineage: Eukaryota; Metazoa; Arthropoda; Insecta; Hemiptera; Aphididae. Bases 897 to 2351 code for a protein of 484 amino acids. The record is from RefSeq and is a predicted model, not a curated record.
CUAUUUUAUAAAAUCUAAGGGGUGUAUGGAAAGAACCUCUACGCGGUACACCCUAGGCAACGUUUUAGUGAUAUUAUCAAUAAACGGCUAAUCUUUCCAUCACGGGGCACAAGUCUUAAAGACCAAACAUGAUAAAUACAGGUAUGUAGACGAUUCCGUGGAAGACAGCGGAUAAUCGAGAGUAAACUGUUUUAAAAAACUUACCCAUGAGCAUUGAGUAAUGAGUGUCACUUUUAAGAUACAAAAAUUUGUUCUCUCAACUUGUGAUGUUAGAAAUUUAGAAUAUUAUGUUACAACUUUACAAGAUAUAUUCAUUUUAGAUUGUGAGUCCCAACUCACAAGACAAAUUAAUAAUACGCGGGUAUUGAUAAGAAUUCCUUCCGGCUGACGUCAUCGACAUGCGUAUCACGGAACUAAGAUCAUACCUAGUUAUUUAGCCAUGCGAUCACUAUUCACUGCUCAGUGUUCACUAUUUCAACGGCUCUUGUAAAGUUUGGUCUAAAAAUAGCGUCUUGUUUUGGUUUACACUUACAUCCGCCAUUUGUAAGUCGUAAUUGCACACUGGCGCAUUAACGGACGAGUUGCAACGAUCCUUGUCACGAACAGCUACAACCCUGUGCCCACAGCCCACUGGUCCGGCAGGCGAUGGCCUGAAAAUGAAAAUGGAUAAACACACAUAAGACAUAACCACAACUUACUAUAGUUAGUAGUUACUUUAUUACAACUGUAGAUGAUUUAAUGCCUCAUCUUUAAUAUUAUUAAAUAUUGUUGUUUUUGUGAGUACUGAGUUAUGUCGCUUUUAUAGUUAGAUGAGGCACUGUCCGGACACCGCGAGUAACACCAGCUUUUGGACUGAAAAUUGAACUCUCUUUCUAACGACGACCACGACGACAACCAUGGAAAAAACCGUUCUCGAAGGAGGCGCCUCUAAACGGCCGUUGGAUGAUGACGACGAUGGUGACAAGAAAAAGUUUAAAACUGGAUCAGAUCUUCAACAAUUUUUGCCGACGAUAGAAAAUAUAAAAAACGUGAAUGACGCGAAAAAGUGGAGUUUGCUGCCUUCAAUUGUGUACGAGUUGCUCGCACUUUUUAAGAAAUCGGAAAAAGUAAACUCUAAUGAUGACAAACAAGAUAAAAUUGAUAAUGAUUAUAAAGAAGAUUUUAAAGUUUUAUCAAAUCAAAGUUGUCAAGAAAAAUGUUUAGAUAAUGCCUUCAAUCAUGAACAUUUGAAAGAAAUUGAUAGAUGUGAUAAAAUUAUUGAACAUUCCAAUUCCCAAGAUUCAAGUAAUACAAAAGAUUUCGUUCAAAAUCUGAAUAAGUUAGAUUCCUCAGAAAAAAGAACAGAAGAUGUUGCAAAAAAAGUACCAUUAAUUACAAAAGCUUCACCAGUCAAACUGUUUGCAGAGAAUACUGAUGUUGAUAAAACUAAACAACAAGCAGAAGAUGAAUCAAAUGGAAAAAUUAGUGUUGUCAAGAAGCAGCUGACGUCUAUACACGACGUUUGUCAUUUAUCUGCGAUUCACUGUACUGAUUUGUCUACAAAUGAUAUUUCUAAGGCUCCGGUGCUCACAAAAAAUGAUUCUAAUACAGCUGCAUCUGCAAAUAGUAUUUAUAAUACUCCCAUGCAUACAUCUGAUAUUAGUAUUCCUAAUACUCCUAUACUUAUUUCUACAAAUAGUGUUUCUAGUACAGCUAAGCUUUCAUCCACAAAUCACAAUACAUUAAUUGUAUCUGAGAGAAGUGCCCACAAAAAUGUUAUUUCUAGAACAGAAAAUAGCUUAAGAGUGCAAAUGUUUGAGUUUUUAAAUAAAAAUUGUCAAAACAGUAUUUCAGGAGUACCUUUAACUAAACCAUCUCCAUGCACUUGUAACUGUUGCACAGUCGUAAAUAGCUUACCGACAAAUCAAUCGGCAGUAUACAAUUUAUUUUUCACAUCUAGUAAUAAUUUAAGUUACAUGAAUUUACAAUGUGAUAUAAAUUCCUCUAAUGUACCAGUUGCCGAUAAUUCUAUUUCUGCUACAAAUUACAGUAAUGUAGACAAAUCAAAGAAGUUGUAUAAACUUAAAAAACCACUAAUUAAUACAGAUUCUCCUAAAAAUAUUUGGAUUAACGAGUUGACUUCUUUGAUUAGUAAAAAAGAAAAUAUAUCUAAAAUAUGUCUAACAACUACCACAAGUGAUUCAAAAAAAUUGAACCCUAUAAAAAAUGUUAUGAAGCAAGUACAUAAAACUACUCAACAUAUUAAAUCACAUUUUUCAUUUUGUAGCAAAUGUAAAAAAUCUAAAUAUAGUCGUUCUGAUAGUUGUAAAUGUUAUAACAGAUCUUAUAAGGAUAGGUAUGAUACAUACUAAUCCAAGCAGUAAUAAAAUUGUUUAAUAUUUUACUGUUAAUUUAUUUUUAUAACUGUUAAACUGUUGUUAAUUUUUUCCCAGACAUUUUUAGACAUUGAAAAAAAGUAUUCGGAAUGUUCUUAGAAUUAUUUUACUCAACAAACUUAAAAUUGUUUAAUAAAUAAUAUAUAUUUGUGUAAAGGCAUGUAUUUGUUAGUUAGUAUUUGUGUUUUAUUGUAAAAUGUUUAAUAUGUCAAUGAUUUGGUUAUUAACUGUUCAUUAUUAAAAAUAACCAAUCACGUGGCUCAUAUUGUAUGUCACUAUAUACUGAUUGUAAAAUAUAACUGGUAUAUUUUUGUACAUCAAAGUUAAAUAAAUAUUAUACCAAUUUUGUUUCAUACCAAA